UUCCGUCGUUUGACUCCCCCCACCGUCAAAAUGGCGAUGACCGGUAAAGGAUGGGAAAUGGUUGGCAAAACCACGAAAAAAGGCAAAAAUGGGCCCAAUACGGUUACGAAAUCUCAAAAGAAGAUACUGCAAGAAAAUAUGCCAAGAAUAGAAAUUGCUGCCCCGCUGAAAGAGUCCUCAACCAUCUAUGAUGCUUUUGCUGACAAGGAGCGACGCUCGGGCAAGGAACAGAUCCGACCACAGGAUGGUGGACAUGGUGGAGGUGAUAUCAAGGGGAAAAAGCAGCAAGGGCAGAAAAAGAAAUUCCAAGAGAAGAAGAAAAUCCCCUUGGUUUCAUUUGAAGAAGCACUUAAACAGGUUGAUGUGUCAGAACUAGACUCAUUAUUGACCAAAGACCAGGCCGUCUUCCCCGAUAAUCCGUCAGUGUGGCUGAAGGACUUGGCAUCAUUCCUGAACAUCAAGUUUGACCAUGUCAAAGAACCUGAUCCAGUAUUUUCAGAUCAUCCUGUCGAUUAUCCAUUAUGCAAGGUCACUGAAAGGAUGAAGAAGCUCCUAAAGAAGGCACUGUCACUUACCACACCUGAAGUCAAGGAGCUUUUCUUUGAGCAUUGUGUGCAGUCGAUGAUUCAAGACCUGGGGAAGGGCGCCUCAACUUAUGGCUAUCGUAUAUUCAUCCAACUGAUGGCACAUGGCAAACCGGAUAUCAUUCAGAACAGUUUGUCUAGGUAUUUGGAAAUGUUGAAGACCAACCAGAAUCGUCAGCUGCGGUGCCUUUCAGUCAUGUGGGCGGUUGGCCAAUCGGGCAUGAAGGAUUUAUCAUGUGGCCUGAGAGUUUGGCUUGAUGUGAUGUUCCCAGUUCUGAGGAUACGGGCAUUAUCUGAGUAUGCCAUUGACUAUUUAGAAAAUCUUUUCAAGCUCCAUGGCAACAUCAAGUCAAGUUACUCGACAAUCAAUUUCCGUGACUUCUUCCCGAUCCUCGAUGUGGUGUUCUCCUCCAAUUCAGGGGUCUCUUUACCAAGUAAUCAGCAGAAAAAACUCCUGACACUUUACCCAAAAAUCAAGACGAUAGCAUUUGGAAGUGACCGAGAGGCAAACUUGAAGAAUUUCUUCCCAUCAUUCCUUGCACGAGUCACACCUGAUUGCAAUAAGGCAUUCAAGAAUGAGCUUCUGCAGUGCCUCAUCACGUGUCUUUCGGAGGACAAGCAUUGUUACAGUGUCUGGAGACAGACGUAUGUCCGCCACGUCUCGCAGUCAAGAGUCUUACUCGAUCAUCUGCGUGACAAUUGGUCCGUGGCGGCAUCCAAAUUAGAUCGGAAAAUUCUGCGUGAAACGAUCAGGACAUUCUGUGUGACAAAUGAAGAUUUGGCAGCUAAACCUGAUGGUGAAGAAUAUGAAGAAUGCAAUAAAACAUGUAAAGUGUUGUUGACCAAAUUGAGUGGCUCUCAAUUCCCUUGGUUCCUAUUCUUUGUGUCGACAUUUGCUCUUGUUGGCGGCCUGGUUAUUUACGAUGUGCACAGUCAUGGCAGUUUCAAAGGUUGUAAGACCGCUACGUUCUUGGAGGAGACGGGGACCAUGACAUUCUGUGCCAGUCUCUGGAGACGUUUGCAGAUCUAUUUUGGAAUCGUCUGCAACUCUGCUUUCUAUAAAAGAGCUGCAUGCAAGCUCCACUGCCUCUUAGGAACUCUAAAAAACGUGUUUCACUACCGAUGGCUGGAAGAAAAUGUUCCAUACUACUUUUCCCGGACUGUGGACUUUGUGGGACCAUAUCUUCUGUUUGCCUGGACUAAACUUUGUGAACUGGGAUCCUACCUCAUGGAGGUCUCACAGCCAGUAAGGGCGUGGGUCAGUGUCAAGUUUUUGGAAAUUUUAAGUUGGGUUCAACAGCGAACGCCAUAUCUGUAUGACAGUGCGUCAUAUUACCUUCUGCUCACCUGGGAUUUUGUUGUUUUCUAUUCACUGUUAUUUUGGAAGUACCUCGUUCAGUACACGAAUAUCAUAGUCACAUGGAUAAGAGAAAAUAUAUUGACAGGCAGCUGGUCUGUUGAAAACCUCCAAAAAGUCCUCACGAGUUGUCUCGUGGCCCUCCGGGGGUAUAUCCGUUCAUUUAUAAACUACGUGUCUGGAAGUGCCAGCUCAUCGUCCGCAGCUCCAGCUGGAUAGUGUCAUGGGCAUGAGGUUGAUAAAGAAGGUGUGACUGUGUCUGGUUGAAGCUGUGAUGUGUCACAGACAAUCUGAACCACAUCUUCUGAGGCCUUAGAUAAUUUCUCACCCAAACUUGAAAGACCAAUGUUUGCAGCAGAGUAGAUCAUGUUGGUAAUCAGGUUGGACAUGUAGAUCAGAUGAAUAGAGUUGAGGUGAGAGGUUUGUUAAACAUAGAAUGCAAGAAGGACUUUCAUGAAUUAUUUUCAUAUCUAUCUAUAAUCCUUUUGUAAAGCAUACAUUUCACAUAUGAUUCUUGUGUCAGGUUAUAAUAUGCAAUAGCAAAACACUUGACCUCUUGAUGCUCUGAGUACAGAACUCAAAUACUGCCGAAAUCCUAAUGCUCCGGACGGAGUAGUAUUUGGAAUUAACCUCCCAUAGUGUGAUACUUCCAAUUCAGUUAAGCUCAUGCAUGUAUCAGCAGUGAAAAUGUCAUUUAUUUGGUAUCUCUUGAAACUUGUUGUUAGGAAAAGUCUGUUGUGACAUUUAGGCCAGUUUUAUUGUUAAUUUAUUAAAAUUUUUCAGAAAUCAAAAUGUCUGUUGCAGAUCAGAAAGAAUAUUUACAUGACAUCAUAUUAGAAUUUGCUGAGUUAUUUGUUAUGUUAUUUUGCUGA
Molecule: messenger RNA, 2813 nt
Organism: Lineus longissimus
Lineage: Eukaryota; Metazoa; Nemertea; Pilidiophora; Heteronemertea; Lineidae
Product: transmembrane protein 214-A-like
Exons: 16
Coding region: 31-2160 (709 amino acids)
Cellular component (GO): Golgi apparatus; endoplasmic reticulum
Source: RefSeq, a predicted model, not a curated record